Molecule: messenger RNA, 1134 nt
Organism: Megalops cyprinoides (Indo-Pacific tarpon)
Lineage: Eukaryota; Metazoa; Chordata; Actinopteri; Elopiformes; Megalopidae
Product: pepsin A-like
Exons: 9
Coding region: 1-1134 (377 amino acids)
Biological process (GO): proteolysis
Molecular function (GO): aspartic-type endopeptidase activity
Source: RefSeq, a predicted model, not a curated record
AUGAUGAAGCUGGCCGUUGUGCUGUGUGCCCUCGUGGCCUUCUCUGAGUGCCUUCACAAGGUGCCCCUGAUCAAGGGGAAGACGGUUAGGGAGGCUCUGCAGGAGAAGGGUCUGUGGGAGGAGUACAGGAAGCAGCACCCUUACAACCCCAUGGCCAAGUUCUACCAGAGUGGCCUUGAGCCCAUGACCAACGAUGCUGAUCUGUCUUACUAUGGCGUCAUCUCCAUCGGAACUCCUCCCCAGUCCUUUAAGGUGAUCUUUGACACUGGCUCCUCCAACCUGUGGGUUCCCUCUGUGUACUGCAACAGCCAGGCCUGCAACAACCAUGCCAGAUUCAACCCUCAGCAGUCAAGCACUUUCCAGUCUACCUCUCAGAGCCUUUCCAUUCAGUAUGGAACUGGCAGCAUGACUGGAUUCCUGGGAUAUGACACUGUCCAGGUUGGUGGCAUUUCUGUGGCCAACCAGAUCUUUGGUCUGAGCCAGACUGAGGCUCCUUUCAUGGCCAACAUGGUGGCUGAUGGCAUCCUGGGUCUGGCCUUCCCCUCCAUCUCUUCCUCUGGUGCCACGCCCGUCUUUGACAAUAUGAUGAAGCAGGGUCUGGUGUCCCAGGAUCUCUUCUCUGUCUACCUGAGCGGCAACGAGCAGGCUGGGAGCGUGGUGCUUUUCGGUGGAAUUGACACCUCUUACUACACUGGCAACAUUUACUGGAUCCCUCUCUCCUCUGAGACCUACUGGCAGAUCAGCAUGGAGAGCGUUACCAUCAACGGGAAUGUUGUUGCCUGCUCUGGCGGAUGCCAGGCUAUUGUGGACACUGGCACCUCCCAAAUUGUUGGACCAUCCAGUGACAUUAGCAACAUCAUCAACUAUGUUGGAGCUUCCAUGGACCAGUAUGGUGAUUCCACUGUGAACUGUAACAGCAUUAGCAGCAUGCCUGCUAUCACCUUCACCAUCAAUGGAUAUGCCUUCACCAUCCCUGCAACUGCCUAUGUCUCUCAAUCCUACUAUGGCUGCAACACUGGAUUUGGAAACGGAGGCUCGGACCAGCUCUGGAUCCUGGGUGAUGUCUUCAUUAGACAGUACUACACGAUCUUUGACAGAGGCAACAACUAUGUUGGUCUGGCUCAGGUUGCGUAA